GCCGCGACUCAAGUAAUCGAUGAGGGCCGGUCUCACAGCAAACUCAAUCGCGAUCCAGUCGCCCUAGCUGCCGGUAGUUUGCAACCCUUCGUGUGCGAGUGUGUGUGUGGUGCCGGGAAACGCGCGAAAAAUCAUUCGACCACUGCCUCGCUCUAUUUUCACUUUUGCACUGAGUGGCAAGUCUACGGGGUCGACGAGGGUAUCCGGGCUUCGAUACACUCCUAGGAGAACUUUAGUUGACCCUGAGCAGAAUGUCGGUGACAGGUCGUAGCGCGUAAUCCGUCGGAGAUGACGUCCUCGAAGGAGGGUAGCGGGGGUGAUAUUCCCACAAUCUUCAAUCCCCGGGGCGGGGGCGGUGGCCCGACAGGACGUCAGAGGACACCGAGUGUCCUCAUAACCGACGACAGCGUAGCGAACGGACCGUUCUCGCACGCGGACUCCGUCAGCAGUCAGCAGGAAUCGGCGGGUGAACCGCUCACGCCCCCGGCCCCCACCGGACUCGCCGGAAAGUUGAAGAGCUGCUCCACGUCGAUCUGUUCCAAGAAUGCCAGGAAGAUCUAUUUUGGAAUCUGGGUAACUUUAUGUGUAACUGCAUCGUGGGUAGGAACAACUCAUUCUAUCAAAUACUUGUACCUGAGGAGACCAUACGAUGAAGAAGUUGAUGACACAGUUUUGCUACCCCACGAUACUUCUGGUAUUAAUAUGACUAUUUUACAAACAAGAUAUACAGCACCUUAUCAAGCUCCAUUCUUUACCACGUGGUUCGUAACGAAUUGGACUAUGCUGUUCUUUCCCUUAUACUUCUUGAGUCGCUUAAGUACCAGACGUUGUCAAUCAGUCUCGGAAAUUUUCUCGGAGAGCAUAAGGGACUUCAGAGAUAAAGGUUUCACUAUGGGUCGGUUUAUGAUACGAUGUAGUUUGUUCUGUAUUUUAUGGGUGGGCACAAACUACAUGUAUAUAAUGUCAUUGCGAAUACUCCUAGCAACGGACGUAAUGGCACUAUUCGCGACUAAUGUCUCUUUCGUCUACCUUUUGUCUUGGGUUAUAUUACACGAACAAUUUGUUGGGAUUCGUAUAAUGGCUGUGAUAAUCUGCGACACAGGGGUAGCUUUGCUGGCCUACAUGGACGGCAUAACAGGCAGUCCAACUUUGGGGGGCGUGGUGCUGGCGACGUCUGCGGCAGCCGGUUCGGCCGUCUACAAGGUGCUGUUCAAGAAGGUGAUCGGCGACGCCACAUAUGGUCAGGUGGCAUUGUUCUUCUCCAUCAUCGGUAUGCUGAACGCUGCCCUACUGUGGCCGCUUAGUCUGGGGCUGAUUCUCACAGGGGUGGAGACGCUUGCGUGGGAGCGUUUGCCUUGGCCCGCGUUGCUUGCAUCCUCCUCUUUAUAUCUAGUUGCCAAUCUAUUGGGAAACUUCAGUGUUGCCCUAACCUACGACUUAUUUAUUACUUUAGGACUAAUUAUGGCCGUCCCUGUCUCCGCAGCGUUGGACGUGUUACUUUAUGGUGCUCAAUUUGAGGGUAUGAAAUUGGCCGGAAUGAUUCUCAUCGCCGUAGGAUUUUUCCUUGUCAUGUUCCCUUCUAACUGGCCAGAUUAUAUCACUAGAUUGCUCAGAAAUAUCAUCAUGUUGAGUCACAGUGCGAGUCAUGCUAGUACUGCCGCUCGACCUGAAAUGGAGCAGGCGGAGCAGGCAUGGGAGCGGACAGGGGCAGCACCGUCGCGACGACGUCGACUAUCGCACCGGCUAUAUUCGCUCGCAUCUCCGUUCACCGUCGGGCAGGGUGCGGUGACCGUCGACGCCUAGCCGCCGUCUCAGCCAGAGCUUAGACUUGGCGCCGACGCCGCCCCACGUCGCGCCCGCUCAGCUCUACAAUGACCAGGACUAUCUGCUAACGGUGCUCUGAACGUCGCAACGUAACGUCAAAGCCAUUAGCUUAUAGAUGUCGACUCGUCUCUGAACGGUGGUUGGGAAAUAUGGAUUUCGAUUUUAAUAUAGGAAUUUCUGAAUAACGUAUACUUGUACUUAAUUGAGUACAAUAUGGGACUUACAUUGCACGACUAUGAAUUUCAAUAUCGACACACGUUAUAGAAACAGGAAAAUUAUAUUGAUGUAAGUGGAUGUUCAAUGUGGAAAUUGGCUAAUUCCUUAAGUGGUUAACAACUAAUUAAUCUAAGGUUAAAUUUUUCAAAAAGGGUAUCUGCAAACAGGAAAUAAUUUAAACAGCUGCAGCUAUGAAUCCAAGAAGUCUGAUAAAACUUCAAACACUACCAAUGUAAACCAUACCUGAUUCACAUAAUCAAUUAAUAUAAACAUUUCAGAACAAACAAUACUAUAUUAAAUAUUUAAAAUAUGUGUCAAUAGCCAACUAUGUAAAUGUGGUCUAUCGUAUUUCGGAAAUCAAAAUCCUAACUAUACUCAUUUGACUAUUUCGAUGAUAAAUGUAAACUCCCCUAUAUGUAUAAUAAAAUGGAAGAACUACUCGAUGUGAUAAAAUAAUAAUAAAUGGAAUAUUUCAAAUACAUAAAUGUUUCGUACACAUAUUUACACAAGACUAGAGCACUAUAAUAUUAUACAUCAAUGUUCAAUAGAAUAGAAUCAAUGUUAAUAUUCAUUAAGAAAUCGAAAAAUCCGUUAUUAACACAAGAACCCCUUGUAUAAUAAAUAGCAUGUAUUUCUGCUAAGUAUUUAAACAUAACAAUUUGCAACAUCAAUACUAUUUGCGAUAUAAACUUUCCACAUUUUCACUUUUAUUAGACUAUUUAAAAUCAAUCAAUACAUUUUUAUACAUACUAAAUUAUAAAAGUAUUUAGUGAGACUGAUAUGUUAGUUAAAAAUAUGUUCAAUUCCUUGUAGACUUAGUUCUAGCUUUAAAAUUUUGAUAAAACGGAACAACAUAAAUAAAUAAUAAUAAAAGGAGAACUUAAAUGAUGAUGGUGUAAAAAGAAGUACGUAUGUAAAUAUUAUUAAAUAAACAAUGACUGUAUUA
This is a messenger RNA of Aethina tumida (small hive beetle), 2986 nucleotides long. Its product is annotated as putative thiamine transporter SLC35F3. Lineage: Eukaryota; Metazoa; Arthropoda; Insecta; Coleoptera; Nitidulidae. The transcript is spliced from 11 exons. The record is from RefSeq and is a predicted model, not a curated record. Bases 289 to 1803 code for a protein of 504 amino acids.